AUGGAGGAGAUGGAAAUGCAAAUCAAUCGACGGACUUGGGUUGCGUUGCUGGAAAUGGCGGGAAUUCUUGGAGAUGAUGAAAAUGAUAUUACACAACUUCCAAAAACGACCGUAGAGACUCGUCCUUCACCAUUUCGUGUUGGCUGUUUGAUGAGGAUUAGAACGUGGCGUGUUGGAAUGCCGUUUCCUCGAAAUCAAACGAGUCUUGGAUUUUUAACAUUCCAAAAUGCUGAAGUUGAAUCGACGGUAGUGCUCAACGAAACUCUGGAUGUUCUAACUGUCACUUUGGCACUCGAUGGGAUCAAUAUUGAAGACACCACACCGUUUUAUUCGGAAUUGUACGGCGAAAAGAUGAUUUUGAUGGAUGAUGCCACGGAACAGGGAAACUUUGGCGCUCCAAUAGCGAAGAGAAAACUAGACGAAUCGCGAAGAAUUCGGAUAAGCAUUGUAAAAUAUCUAGGCGAUAAUAAGAACCGUGAGUGUGACAUGGAAAUCAAAUUAUUUGUGCCGACAACAAUGCGAUUUUACUAUGUGCACACGCAUAGAUUUUUCUGUGGUCUCACCGACUUUUGGCUUCAAUUCAAUGAGCUUAUGAGCAUUGUUGCUCGUAGUAAAAAACAGAAGAUUUCUGAAAACGUUAGCUCUCGAGUAUCGCUUGACGUUGAUAUCAGGUGCGCCACAUCGCUCAUUAUGCCGUUGAAUUCGACGUCGGCGGAUGUGCUUAUAUGGCAGGCAGAUUCACUUCGAAUGACGAACUGCUUCAAGCGAAUGCGGGCGUUGCAGACGGAAAUUUUUGCAAAGUACUCGAUUGAUUGUGAUUAUGGAUUAGAUCCCAACGUUGAUUGUCUUCUGGAUUAUGGUGACAUGAUAUUGUCGAAUGUUCGAGCUCAUGAAGGAUUUCGAUUAGAUCGAGUACAGAACCAGAAAAACUUGAGUUUGAUUGGAGAAAAAGCGUUUACGGGCUGUCUUUUUGUUUUAACGUCUGCUAAUGUGUUUUCAAGGCGAUUUGAUCUCAACAAUAAAUUUUUGCGAAAUUUGGAUGUGGCGUUAUCUCAUAAUGUUCCCGAUCUGACGAUUAUUACUCGAAUUAGUGGGCUUGAUUGGCGAAUGACGACAGAUUUUUAUAUGCUUAUGCGAGGUGUUCUUGAGCGGAAUUUCGCCGACCCGUUGAUCUCUGUUCCCGAAACGAUUCCAAUUGAAAUUCUGAGAAUGCCAGCGAAUACGGCGGAUGUUCGCUCGACUAACAAGUACGCAACUCUGUCGUUCCGUAUGAUUCUCGAAAAUGUUGACAUGAAUUGCGAAGUUCCCGGAAGUUCGCAAAAACGAAAACCGGACACGUGGAUUCCGUUCGCCAACGUGAAAUUCGAAGACGCGCGUGUUUCGUUUGACGCAUUCAUUGAUGGCCAAUCGGAGUUGGAUUUGAUUUGUCAGAAAAUCGAGUUGAUCGACACACGAAAUAAAUCCACGAAUAACCAUUAUAAUCAUUUUCCGGUGAUUUUGAAGCAAAAUGAGGAGAAUGAGGAGUCACAAAAGGUUUUGAUGCUUGAAGCUCAUUUGAUGAUGCGGAAGGAUGAGCCACCAGUUCUUACAUUGGUUUUGUGUAAUGCGCGCGUUUUGUUGGCCUACGAUUGGUUGGAUGAUCUAAAAAAGUUUUUGCUGCUUUAUACGGAUUUCGUGCCGAAAUAUUCUGAUGAAAGCGACAUUAAUCAGGCGAAAUUAAUCAGGCGAAAAUUAGCGGCGAAUGGCGGAAUAUUGGAAAGGGGUCCUCAUGUGUCGGUAGAGAAAAACUCGCAAACAUUUUCAGUUAAAAUCACUCUCAGGGAUUCGGAUUUGUAUAUGAUUGAAAAUUGCUGGAUGAAGAAUAGUUUUGCACUUGUCGCUUCAACGACGGCAGUGUUGAAUAUGAAUGAUAUGAAUGGUCAUAUUGGAGCAAAUUUGGAGAUUCAGUCAAUUACUCUUGGAUGGUGCUCAAUGCAAUUUGAGAAGAUUACCAAAAAUUUGUGUUCUAAUAAUUUUUCGUUGACAAUUGCACUUACCGUGGAUAUGGCCGAAUCAAUGAGUGCUCCGACGAGCGCAAGAAGCGGAAUGGUCGUCACACCGCCGGCACUGCACACACUUGAGGUCGAUGUUGUUCGUAUGAUUUGUCGACUUUCGUAUAAAGACGCGCGUGCUCUAAAAGCGAUCGUCGUCGGAUAUCAGAAGUAUUUUGAAGAAUCGACGAAAAAGUCGUUGAUUCCAAUAAUUGUUGAGCCGCCACCUGCAAGACCGAUUGACAUUGGAAAACUAAUUGUGAGAAGUGAGCAUGCCGAUUUGUGGAUUCUUGAUGAUCUGCAAUCAAAUUCAAUUCCCUUAUUUCGCCUAUCGCUGUCGAACGUCACCCUUGAGAAAACCGGUCAACGAAUCAAAUCAGCUCUUCACGUGUCCCUGGAUUAUUUCAAUCAACGGAUAUUUGGAUGGGAGCCUGUUGUAGAAGAAUGGAAAAUUUUGAGAUUCCUAUCGAACUUGAAAGACCGAAAACAUGUCGUGGAAUUGGUUUCCGAAACGAAAAGCACUCUUAACAUUAAUGUCACUGAGCAAUUUGUACAACAAGCGAUUCAACUGAAUGCCAAACUUCCUGCGAUUUUCGCGUCUUUUGAAAGAGACGAUUUUAGGAAUCAAUGCACAAGAACAAGUUCUGAUCAUUUACCGUAUUUGAUGAAAAAUGCGACGGGAUGCGAUAUUUCAUUUACAACGAAUGUUGAUGAGCAAAAAAAAUCGGAGAAUCCAAAGACACGAAAAUGGAUUCAUGUUGGUAGAGGACAAGAGAAGAAUUUUGAAUUUCCGGCGAGACUUUUAUUAUAUUCCAAUGUGGAAUUCGAGCCGCCUCGACAAUUAAUCGUGAAAGUGAAUGGAUGGGAUGAGAUCACUCCGGUGAAUGUGGACGCGUGUGGAACGUACUUCAGAGUUGUGAAAGCCGAAAAAUCGCGUCCAGACUUGAACAUUGCCCGUAUUCUAAUUUGCGUGACGAUGGAGAAAGACGGGAAGAAGGUUGUGACGCUGAAAUCGUCGAUUGAUGUAACGAAUCAUUUGCCGCACUCGAUUGCAGUUCAGACUCAAGGAGCAAAAGGGGAACUGCUAAACAUUGAACCAAGUGGAUCAGUGUCGAUUCCUCUCGAAUAUGCUCACGCCACGUUGACCGCAUUCCCGACUGGCAAUGUGCAAGUUUCUGAGCAUGCUGAAAUCGAUUGGAAAAGCGUUAAAAUUUCCGGUGAAGUUUGCAAUCAGACGCAAAUGCUUAAGACGAAUGGUGCCGAACGAUACUAUUGGGUUUGCACGGCCAUAAGGCGCGAAUAUUAUCCCGAGCAUGAAUUUGAAUCACUUCCCGGACAUUCUAUUCAUCUCGUUGCCCCAUUAUCUCUUCAGAAUUUGCUGCCAAUUGACGUCGAAGUCAGCAUUCAAGACAAUGAUUUUGCGAUCGCUGCCGGAAAAUCGAUGUUGAUUACAUCGAUUGACAUUACGAAGGAACUGACGUUGUCUAUCAGCACUGAUCGUUUGACGUCACAAUUUCCAUUGGUAAUAUCGAAGGUCUCGAUUGCGGAAGGACAGCUUCUUUCUACAAAAAUGGCUGAUUCUAAAGGAAGACAACUAGAUAUGUAUUGUCAUGUGAGGCUUGGACUUGCCCAAUCGAUUUUGGUUGCAUUUUGGGUUCCCUAUUGGAUUGUUAACAAAUCCGGAUUGCCGUUAAUUAUUCAACAAGAUGCUGUGAAGGAACAAGCUGCUGGACAAAUGGAGGAACACGAAAAAGCCAAAGAUCGUCAUCCGUUGAUGUUCUCGUUUGCUGAUGAAAAUUGUCCGAAAUCGUGUCGUGUUCGUGUCGGAAAUUCGUAUAUAAGAGAGCCGGGCUACGUUCCAGCACUUAGCGAAAAAUUCACUUUGACGCCUGGUGUGCAGGCGUUGAAGUUGAAAUUGGAGCACAAAAAACUGCCGACGAUAUAUUAUAAUAUUGGAGUCGAAGUGAGAGCGGGAACUGGAAGGUACAAGGAUACGCAAGUUGUGCUCUUGACGUCGCGAUUCUUGCUUCAAAAUCAGUCUUCGGUAUCGUUAUCGGUGUCGCAUCAAGAUUUGAUUGAGAAGCCUCGCGAGCAUGUUCAUCUUGCCGCUCAAUCCUCGACGACGUGGAAUGAAAACUACGCAGGACGCCGAAAAUUGUGCGUAAAACGCGCCGACGUGAAACAUUGGAGUUGUCCGUUCUUAAUCGACCGCAUCGGAUCAUUCCAUGUUACAAUGAGGGAUGCUGAUGAGACGCCAAGAUUUAUUCGCGUUGAAAUUAUUUUAACAUCUGCCGUUUUUCAAAUUACGUUCACUGAUGCCGACUUCUAUCCGCCACCAAUUCGAAUUGAAAAUUUGACUGACGUGCCCGUUCUUUAUCAUCAAGAAAGUGAUUCUCCGACACACCAGCAUUUGAGGACAAUUUGCAAAGCGAAAAGUAAAGUCGACUACGCGUGGGAUGAUCUUUACGGAACGAAGAAAAUGGUGCUGCAAGUUUUUGAGAAUCGAAGCAAAUCAUAUGAAAUUGGAAUUCCUGGACAAGCCGAAAGCCUCUUUUAUGAGAAUAAUUCGUUUAUUCAACUCGCGUAUACGUUUAAUAUGAAGAAGUCCGCCAAUGGCCGGACAGAAGAGCAGGAGUUGGUUCUAGAGACGAUGGAGAAGGGAAAAGUAAUGCUGAACAAGCAGAAUCGAACUGGUGGAAUAAACCAAUUAUGGAAAUUAUGUAAAGAUGGAUGCAUUGAAAAUAUUGGGAUGAGCAUGCGAAAUCAGAAACCGGAUUCAAGAUUUGUUCUCGAUGUCCUUGGAAAUCAUUUAAUGAUGAUGGAAAGGGAUGAAACACGUAAUCACUUUCAAAGAUGGACAAUGAUGCCCGACGGAAGGAUUUGUCUAAUGGAUCGCCCGAAAAUGAUGAUAACUGCAAAGCAGACGGAAGUCUAUCUGGCUGAUGUGGACCAGUCGGCGCCGAAAGGGGAAGACGGAAUCGCCAUAACGCAAAUUUGGAGGAUUCAAAAGCAGCGGCCUGGUAGCGGAACGCUCGGUGUUGAGCUUCUUCACAGCGGGCCGACGGUGGUCGUCAGGAUCAGCGAUCGAGAGCAGACGCGAACUGUGUCAGCGCCUCACAUUCAAACGGCGAUUUCACCCGGCGUUUUGGAUGUGAGCAUCUCGAUGAGGGGUGGAAUUGGAAUUUCAGUAGUGAAUGGAGAACACGAAGAAUUAAUUUAUGCGCAUUUUGGCGGAAUUUUCCUCUCUGCUCGACGCGUUGAGAACACUUAUCAAAUGACAGGAAGCGUGAAUGUGAUUCAAGUUGAUAAUCAGCUGCUAACAUCUGAUCGAUGGCAGGUGCUCUAUUGUCAACAGGAGAAUUUCGUGGUGACAGAAGAGCAUCUCGAUGAAGCCCCUACUGGUGUUUCGAUGAAUGUGAGACCGGCGUUGAAGUUGGAAAUGAACUGUACACCAAUGAAGCAUUAUGAUUCGUUUGACUGUUUCCGUUUGAAAGUGUGCGAUAUGAGUGUUCAAUUAGAUGAACUCCUUUUAUGGAAGCUGGUACAAAUGGUACAAUCGUCGGAUGCCUCGUCUUCAGUUCAGCAGAAAGCUUUGAACCUGCCUCCAAAUACAGAAUUGGAACGGCAUGAUCCAUUGAGAACUAGACGAUGGUAUUUUGGAACAUUGGAUUUGGAAAUGGGGCAUGUUUCUCUCAGUGUAGUUACUGUGUCAAAAUCUGGCCUUCCUCGCGAUCUUCGCCAUCUGAAGCAGCAGUUCAACGUCAAACUGAUCUCUUUUGAAAAUGCGAUUGUUUCGUUGCCACCAUUCCGUCAACAUCAUUAUUUUGAAACAUCUUCGUUUCUUCUCGAGUCGCUACAAAAAUUCUACCUCGCCGAACUUCAAAAACAGACUCUGAAUAUUAUUGUGACCCUUGAUGCAUUCGGAAAUCCGCUUGGUUUAGUCACAGAUCUAAAAGAUUCAUUCCAAGGUCUCUUCAUUGAGGGAGAUGUCCAGCGAUUCGUGGCGGGUCUUGGCUAUGGCUUCUCGAAUAGUGUGUCAAAAAUGGCUUCGUCCGCUGCCACUGGAGUUGGAGCUUUGACGUUUGAUCAGAAUCACGAGAUGAAACGGAGGCAUAAUAUGAUACGAUCUCACAGCUCAUCAUCAACACCUCUCACACACUUGUAUUCUGGUGUCAAGGGUCUAGGUGUUGGCGUGCUUGGCGGCAUGACAGCAAUUGUAACAAACUCGAUGUCAGAGAGCAAAAAGAAUGGAAUUGUCCGCGGAAUGUUCAGGGGAAUGGCGACUGGCGUGGUGGACACAUUCACAAAACCAGUGCAAGGCGUUUUUGAUUUUGUCGAAGGAACUGCCUCGGCUAUGAAGGAAUUUUCGAUGCCAUCAUCAUCAUCAAGACGGGCGUUUGCACAAUCACGUGUCCGACCGCCGAGACUUUGCCGAAAUAUCUAUCACCUCUUGCCGCCAUUCAACGAGAACUUGGCGAAUGCUCAACUUGAAUUACUGCGAAUCAACGGCUAUUCGACGAGAGAACGCCUUUUGGAUGUUGAAACUUGUUUGGAGCAUUUUGAUGGUCCCAAUAGUUCAAAACUAAUACGGCAGUAUGUUUUGCUUACCACGAAACAGUGUUAUGUUUGUCGACAGACAAAUGGUGAAGAUUCAAAUGUGAUACAGAGGAUUGCUUAUAAAUAUUUGAAGAAUGCUUUAGCGAAACAACCUUUGGAAAACACAUUUUCAAGUGUUGAAGUCACUCUGUCUCUUGAAGGGAAACGAGUGCAGACCAGCCAUAUUUGGUGUAGUCGAUAUGAAGUGGCGAAACGGCUCGUGGAUAAAUUGUUGCGAGCCAAACAACUAUACGAUCACAACAAGCGGACAUUGAAUGAUAUCUCUUGGACGAAAUCUCUGUUUGAUGCCGAUCAAGCAAUUGAGUAA
Molecule: messenger RNA, 6954 nt
Organism: Caenorhabditis bovis
Lineage: Eukaryota; Metazoa; Nematoda; Chromadorea; Rhabditida; Rhabditidae
Source: the annotation of a GenBank genome assembly